Molecule: messenger RNA, 2898 nt
Organism: Pocillopora meandrina
Lineage: Eukaryota; Metazoa; Cnidaria; Anthozoa; Scleractinia; Pocilloporidae
Source: the annotation of a GenBank genome assembly
AUGGCUUUUAAUCCAGAUUUUGACCGAAUAGGAAAAGAUUUUGCGAACAUUUACUACAACACGUUUGACACCAACCGAGCAAGUUUGGCCUCUCUAUACGUGAGUCUGCUUAUGUGUUACUAACAUUACCAUGAAAUACAUUACGUGCAAUAUGAGCAUUUCGCGAAUCUCUGAUGUUACAAUUUCGUUUUUAUAACUUGUAUUAGAUAAGGAAUCAAACUAUUUGAGAACUCGUAAGCUUUAUGGAUGUUUAGAGUGCUCCAAAAGACAUAUUUUGUCGACUUUUGAUGUAACUUGAACUAUAAUAGUCAGCGGUCUUUAUCACCAAUACCGAAAAGUCUUUUAGCGGUUUGAUGGGUAAACUUUGUUCAUUACUCGAAACAUUGGGUAACCGAUGGUAACUACCCCUCCAAUUUCUCAACUAGUAUUUAAUCUUGGAAUGAUUGGUUCUAGUAUAAUUUAGUACUGCAUCUGAUGAAACUGACAUUAUCAAUUUAUAAGAAUCAAUUAUUUGAAAUCCAGUCACUGAUGAUCAAUGAUACCAAGAUUUGUACCAAUACUUUUUGUCACAGACCUCCAAAACAAUCUGUUAGUUGUUACCAAUUGAUAUUUUUUUCAAGUUGUUGAUGUUUUUCUAAAGGAAAGCACAUCCAUGUUGACUUUUGAAGGAGAACAAUUCCAAGGAAGAGAUGACAUAAUAAAGAAACUUGUAGUAAGUUUUAAGGCUUAAAUUACCCUGUACAUGGUGAGAUCCAGUUGAAAAUAUACUUUUUGCCUGUUAAUAUGUGUAGGUGGCUAAUAUUAAAUGGGUUUUACAUUCCUCAUGUAAAUCACUUGUUUAUCCUGUUAUUUGGAAAAAAAAUGCCCCAGUUGAUGUAAAAUAUCCUGAAACAGGUUGACAAUUCAAAACUUAUUUUACUUUGUGACAAGAUUCAUGGUAUUAUUAUUUAUUUUACUGACUUAACAAAGAAACUGAUUUGAAAAUUCACAAUUCAGAGGAAAUAAUAUUUUGCCAUAAACCCAGGGUGACUCAAGAGAGGGGAAAGAUUAUAUUUUUUAACUACACUGUUACUGUUAGACUGUGUUUAGGAAUUCCAAGUCUUGAGAACAAUUCAGGACACAGAAGUCCUCUGGCGGCGUCCUUUGCAAAAAAAAAAAAAUUAACUUGUUAUUCGAAGCAUAACCACCAUAAACUGUAUAUUAGUGGAAAGGUUAUGAAAUGCACUAUUCUGUAAAAUUAUUGCAUUUAAGCUUGAUCUAAUCAUAAACCAAAUGGGGUGCAACAAUUUAAAAUGGACAAUGUUUCUUUGAGCAAGUUGAUAAAUCAAAUCUGACCGCACAAAUAGAAUCUCUUCACAAUUUCAACCCUGAGGGGUUGGUCUUCAAAACUGUGUGGGGAUUUUGUAAAUUUCUUAUUGGUUGCUUUGCAAUUUAUCUGUCAAGUUUGCUGAUCAAAAUGUUUUGGCUACACAUUACAUAAGAAGACUGUAGUUAAGAUAUUAAUGCUUAUUAUGAUAUGAAAAAAAAAAAGAUCCCUAAAAAUUGAAGGUCUUGCAUAUCCUUAAGGAGGAGACUCUUGAUUUUUUUGCAGGGACUACCAUUUAGCACUGUUAAACAUGCAAUAACCACCUGUGAUUGUCAGCCAAGUACAGAUAAUGGAGUUUUGGUGUUUGUUGUUGGACAACUCAAGGUACUGAGCCCAAAGUAUUUAUUUAAUAUUUCUUUGUGCUCACAAGGUAGUUACUGUCCACUUUUUACUCUGUUGUAUCUUUAAUAACAGGUUUGACCAUGAUUGUAUGUGUUUGUUUCUUUUCCUAGACAGACAAUGACCAUCCUCAUAGCUUCAGCCAAUGUUUUCACUUGAGGCCACAGACAGCACAAAUGAGAAAUUAUGUUGUUCUCAAUGACAUGUUCAGACUAGCUCUGCAUCAUGGGUGAGAAAGACAACAUCCAACAAAUAAAGAUCAUUUUUCUCAAUGCACGUAAAUGGAUGUGGUCAUCUUUGAUCUAGUAAUAUAUGUAAGAAAUCAAGGAUGUGCAGUUUUGAGGACAACAAAAGUAAAUGCCUGUCCAGUACUAUAGUAUAACUUAAAACAAUAGCGUUUUAAAAGCAGAUUUUACUUGAUGGUUACAUACCAGCCAAUCAUUAUUAACUAUAGUCUUGGAUAGUAAAUAAUUUUUUCACAGGUUCAUUGACUCCUCUUUAACAACAAAUGUUUAACUUACUAAUUCCAUAUUGAUGGCAAAGUUGUUGAUGGAGAGACCAAUAUUUUGGGUGUGGUAAUAGCCAACCAUUGUACUACUGAGAACUUAAAGUUUCUGCAUGCACCAUUUGAAAGUUUUCAUCAUCCUUGAAGAAUGUGAAAGUUUGAAAUGAUUCUUUAGUUUUCCUAUUAGCUAUCUUUUUAGACAUUGCUGGCAGGGGCAUAGUCAGCUUUUCCACUUGUUGCAGGCCUGUACCCUAAGAAAGCUCAAUUUUCAUUUCGAAAUUUGCAAGCAUUGUUUUAUAAUAGUCAGGAAGGUUGAAACAAAAUUGUAGUCCUGGGCUCAGAGGACUAUUGGCUGGCUAUGCCCCUGGCUUCCUUGGCUUAUGUAUUAUUUAGGUUUGCAUUCAAAGUGUACUUUCAAAAUAAAGUUUUGGCAAAGAAGGCUGUUUCUCAUGUAGUGCAUUAAAUGCAUGUAAUUGUCUCAGUUGUCUUAAAUUCCCAGGAAAGUAAAGGAAAAGGUUCGUCACAAAGAGGCCUUCAAGGAAUCUAAAUAUGGAAACAGAACGAGUUCGUUUUUCUUCCACGUAAAGGUAGUGAUAAAGAUGAAAAAAUGAUACUCUUAAGCUGGCUUUUUUCUGCUGGCUUUGUUACUUUUCAACAGAAAUUAUCAAAGGACAUGUAUUGACGUAAG